Messenger RNA from Neltuma alba, 6075 nucleotides. RefSeq lists its product as uncharacterized. The record is from RefSeq and is a predicted model, not a curated record. The coding region runs from base 1 to 6075 and encodes 2024 amino acids. NCBI's taxonomy places the organism in Eukaryota, Viridiplantae, Streptophyta, Magnoliopsida, Fabales, Fabaceae. The transcript has 15 exons. Gene Ontology annotation, biological process: DNA repair; telomere maintenance. Gene Ontology annotation, molecular function: DNA helicase activity.
AUGGCUCCUACUGCAAAAAUUUUUAUCGAAGACUUGAACUCCAGCAAAGACACAUGGAGUUUGCAUGCGAAGAUUGUCAGGAAAUGGCCGGUGCCCAGAAAGAUCCCUCCUUAUGCUGUGUGGAAGGUAUCCAUGCUAUUAGUGGAUGAACAGGAAAGUAGGAUUGAAGCAUUUACCACUCAGAAAUCACUAAUUAGACGUAUCAUUGAAGAACUUCGGGAGGGGGUAGUGUAUCAUUUUGAGAACUUUGAAGUGCUCCUUAACAAAGAUGAGUACAAGGUUACAGAUUGUAAAUAUAAGUUAAGCUUUCAUUGUUCAACAUCGAUCGAGGAAAGUGAUCUUUCAAUUCCAUUUGAUGCAUUCAACUUCGUUACAAUCAAGGAUGUUGCUGAGUUUAAUGCCAACAAUGAAGACUUGAUAGAUGUUAUUGGGUUUUUACAAUCAUUUGGAGAUUUGAAGGAUCAUAAAAAAGAAGGGGGUAGUACAAGGAAGCUCAGUUUCACAAUUGCGGAUGAGAAUGAGAGAUCUGUCAAUGUGGUAGUAUUCGGUCAGUGUGCCAAUGAAAUAUUUAGAGCCAAAGGGGAAGACUUACAACCACCUAUUGUUGUGCUCCUUCGUUUUGCAAGAAUCAACAGGGGAAAAGGUUUCGGACAUUUAACUAAUCAGUUUGAGGGGACCAAGGUAGUUUUCAAUCCUGACCUCCCUGAGACCAAGAAACUACUUGACAGUCUUGAAGAUAAUCCAGUUGCAAGUCAAAGUUUAUCCCAGGUAUCAAGCUGUGUCAUUGCAACUGCUACAAAUGAGUCACUCUUAAGUUUCCCUUGCAGGAUUAAUGUAGCUCAGAUAAUGAACUUCACUGAGCCAUGUGAGGUUGUCACUAAGUUGGUCAUUGAGAAGCUUGAAACAGCAUAUGGUUGGAAUUACGAUGGAUGUCCAUGUGAUAAAAAACCAUUCUAUGUCAAUGGGAAACUUAAGUGUAGCGCAUGCAACACAGAAGUCAAGAUGACUGAACCCAAGUUCAAAGUUCAUUACAAAGCAAGGGAUUCCACUGGUAAAUGUUCAAUCAUUUUUUUCAAUCGCUUAGCUUCUCAGUUAUUGAACUGUGUUGCUGCCGACCUCAAGGAUCAAAUGAUUAAGAUGGGCAAGCCUAUGGGAUUUCCUAAAGAGCUGUCCGAUUGCAUAGGGAAGGAAGUCCUGGUCAAACUUAAAAUCAAGGACUUCAACAUCGGUCACCCGAAUAGUAGCAUGGGUGUCUCACAGUUUUCUGAUGAUAUGCACAUAAUCGAAAGGUUCACAUAUAGCGAAUACCAGGAAAAUCCUCCAACUCUAACUGAGGCUUCACCGGUUGAAUCGAGUGCGUCAAAAUCCUCUCCAAAAAUUGUCCUUGUGGAGGCAGAAGAAGAUGAUGACCUGACUGAUUCACAGAUUGUCACUCCAGAGGACACUAAUGCAAAGAGGAGGAAACUGAGCAAAACCAUCUCCCAAGCAGUUGAUGACGGUGAUGAUCAUGAUAAGGCAUAUCAGAAUAUCUCAUCAGUUGAAAUGCAGAUGAAGGAAUGCCGAUCUCAACAUGAUGGCGCACAGAACAUAAUUCAGGAUCAUUUCUCUAUAAGGUCUAAAGCGGUUUAUGAAACUCCAACGAAACCAAUUUUACCCGACAUUACUAAUUCCCAAACGCUUUACAAAGAAGGAGGCUUUGAGGUUAAUCCAACUUCAUUUGCAAAUCAUGCUCCACCGGAAGACAUUCAAUAUUUCUCAACCAAUGGGGAAAGAGCUUUUUGUCCCAAGAGACGUCGUAUUGAGAAUGUCUCAAGUCUUGCUGAGAAUCUAACCCAUGAGCUUUAUCAUGACACCAGAAGAGAGGAUAUUUCAGCCUCAGAAGGUAUUCAAGGAGAUGACCACUUAUAUGAUUCAUUUAAUAUCAACCUUGAUGGCUAUCUUGAUGAGGGAAAUCCAGAAUUUGAAUGUCAAUAUUGUGGAGCUAUGCUAUGGUUCAAUGAGAGAAUAAAGAGAGCUCCAUCUAAUGAACGGCCAAUUUUUUCAAUAUGUUGCUCCCAUGGUAAAGUGUCUGUACCUCAUUUACAGACUCCUCCUGAACAGCUCCGUAAACUUUUCUUUGACAAAGGUGAUCCAAAAUCCAAAAAGUUCCAAUCAAGCAUUAGAGCAUAUAAUAAUAUGUUCUGCUUCACUUCAAUGGGAGGGAAGAUUAACCAUUCUCUAAACAGUAAUGGUGGGGGACCUUACACCUUUGUCAUAUCUGGACAGAACCACCACUAUAUAGGUAGUUUAUUACCUGAAGAAGGAGCUAAUCCAGUGUACUCUCAAUUAUAUAUUUAUGAUACGGAGCAUGAAAUAGCAAAUCGGCUUUCAGCAAUCAGGCAUGCAUCUGAUAUACUGAAGAGGGAUCGCCAUGCAAAUGUCAAGAUUUGCUUGAUAAGGCAUAUGGGCCCUGACAAUAGAUGUUAUAAUCUUCCAACAUCAUCAGAAGUUGCUGCACUAAUAGUUGGUGAUUUUGACAGAUCAUAUCACAAGAGAGAUAUUGUUGUGGAAAAACAAGGGACGCUCAAACGAAUAGAUGAAUUUCACAGGUCAUACCUACCAUUACAGUACCCACUGUUAUUUCAUUUUGGAAAUAAUGGUUAUGAUCCAAAUAUUAUGCACUCUACUCAAUCUCUCUACCACACAAGGAAGAAGAAAAAAUUGACUAUUAGAGAAUAUCUAGCAUAUAGAUUGAUGAACAGGAAGAAUGAAGAGUCUGUUAUUUUGCAUGCUAGAAGGUUAUUCCAACAAUUUAUUGUUGAUGGCUACACAAUGGUUGAAAGUGAUCGAUUGAAGUACAUAAGAGAUCAUCAAAAGGAAAUAAGAGCCGACCUAUACAAGGGAAUCUCUGAUGCUAUUACAAGAGGUGAAACAAAUGCAUCAAUGAUUGGAAGAAGAGUUGUUCUUCCAUCUUCAUUUACAGGUGGUGCAAGAUACAUGGUGAACAAUUUUCAGGAUGCAAUGGCAAUUUGUAAAUAUGCAGGUUAUCCAGAUAUAUUCUUAACAUUCACUUGUAAUCCUGCUUGGCCGGAAGUAAAGCGUUACUGUACCGAUUAUGAGCUUAAUCAAUCAGAUUGUCCGCAAAUUUUAUCAAGGAUAUUUAAAUUGAAAUUAGAUGCUCUCAUGAAAGUUAUUAGGGAACAAAAAAUAUUCGGCAAGAUUAGGGCAGAAAUAUACACAAUCGAGUUUCAAAAGAGAGGAUUGCCCCAUGCUCAUAUCAUUCUCUUCCUUGAACAUGAUGACAAGCCCAGAACACCAGAAGAUGUGGAUAAAUUAAUAUGUGCAGAAAUACCAGAUAAAGAGUUAGAUCCUGAGUUAUAUGAGCUCGUGGGUAAUUACAUGAUUCAUGGUCCAUGUGGACACUCUAACAAGAAUUCACCUUGCAUGAAAGAUGGAAAAUGCUCGAAGUACUUUCCAAAAAAAUAUGUCGACAAUACAGCUGUUGAUGAAGAAGGGUACCCUACAUACAGGAGGCGCAAAGAUGGAAGGACUAUAGAAAAAAAGGGCAUACCAUUAGAUAAUAGGUUUGUUGUGCCUUACAAUCCACAUUUGCUCAGAUUAUUCCGGGCUCAUAUUAAUGUUGAAAAAACAAACCAGUCAAGAGCAGUCAAAUACCUUUUCAAGUACAUUAGCAAGGGGAAUGACAGAGUUGUUGCAGGGAUUUACAGCAAUCCUGAUACAAGUAGCUCAGAAACUUCAUUCGAUGAGAUAUCACAUUAUCUCAAUUGUAGAUAUGUUUCACCUUGUGAAGCUGCAUGGCGUAUAUUUGCUUUUGACAUUCAUCAUAGAUAUCCUUCUGUCGAGCGUCUAUCCUUUCACUUGCCAGAACAGCAAGUAGUCUACUACUCUGGGAAGUCAUCUGUAUCAUCAUUACUAGACAAGCCAAGGAUGAAAGAAUCGAUGUUCUUAGCCUGGAUGGACUUGAACAAAUCUGGUGGGCUUGCAAAAACAAUGACAUACAUACAGAUUCCACAAUACUAUACUUUUGAUAAGAAUCAGAGAAUAUGGAAACCAAGGCAACGAGGAUUUGCAGUUGGGAGAUUAGCACAUGCAUCACCAACACAGGGAGAGAUCUAUUAUUUGCGGGUUCUCCUCACCAAAGCACGAGGACCUAAAUCGUAUGAGGACAUUAGAACUGUCGAUGGUAUUAUCCAUCCAACUUUUAAAUCUGCAUGUUAUGCCCUUGGUUUGCUCAACGAUGAUCAAGAAUUUAUUGAUGCAAUCAAGGAGGCCUCAAUCUGGGCAUCUGGACAUUACCUCAGAAAAUUCUUUGUUAGUAUGCUACUUUGCAACUGCUUAUCACAACCACUUUUAGUUUGGCAGAAAUCUAAGCAACUUAUUUUUGAAGAUAUGUUGUAUGUUGCCAGACCUCAACAACAACUAUCAGGAAUUAGUAUAACUGAUGAUGAGAAGGAGGAAGUUGCACUGAUUGAAAUUGAAAGAUUACUCAAGAGGAACGGGAAAUCUUUGAGUGAUUUCCCUUCAAUGCCAAAGCCAAAAACAGAUACACAUAUUGAUAUGAGGAACCAUUUAUUAUUGCAGGAGCUGAACUAUGACAGAGACAGCUGUAGAUCUGAAUCAGAUAAGUUAAGAGCUUCCUUAACAGAUGAGCAAUUGAAUAUAUUCAAUGAGAUCUUGAAUGCAAUUGACUCAUCAAAUGAAAAUUUCUUUUUUGUUUAUGGUUUUGGAGGUACUGGGAAGACAUUCUUGUGGAAUGCAUUGACUGCAACUAUUAGGGGAAGAGGUGAAAUAGUGAUAAACGUUGCAUCAAGUGGGAUUGCAGCAACGUUAUUACCAUCAGGCAGGACAGCUCACUCCAGGUUUGCAAUACCAAUAGAUAUAACUGAGGAAUCAAUGUGCAACAUAUCACACAACUCACCAAUGUCUAACCUCAUUAGAAAUACAAAGUUAUUCAUAUGGGAUGAAGCUCCCAUGGUUAGGAGAUAUUGCAUUGAAGCUGUUGAUAGAACAUUUAAAGAUAUCAUGAAGUGUGACCAUCCAUUUGGGGGAAAGUGUGUUGUCAUGGGUGGAGACUUUAGACAAAUAUUGCCGGUUGUUCCAAAAGGAGGCCGUGCUGAUAUUGUUGAUGCAUCAAUCAAUUCAUCUGAACUAUGGAAUCAUUGUAGAAUGUUUCAACUUACGAAAAACAUGCGCCUAUUAUCAAGUGGAGAUCAUGGUGACAAUUUGAAAGUCCAACAAUUCUCAGAGUGGUUGCUUCAAGUUGGUGAAGGUAAAAUAGGACUGCCAAAUGAAGGUGUUACAGAUAUUGAGAUUCCAAGUGAGAUACUAAUCCAAUCAUCUGAUAAUCAUAUUCAAUCCAUUGUGUCUGUUACUUAUCCAAACUUAAAAUACCAUAUCAAUAAUUCUGAAUAUCUGACCAACAGAGCAAUCCUUGCACCAACUAUUGAAGUGGUUGAUCAAAUAAAUGAUCAUGUUUGUUCAAUGCUUGAUGGUGAAUAUGUAGAGUACUUCAGCUCAGAUUCAAUAACUGCUGCUGAUCAAGACGUAGAGUUCCAAGAAUUAUACACUACUGAAUUCUUAAACACCAUCAACUGUUCUGGUCUUCCUCCUCAUAGAUUAGCAUUGAAAGUAGGAUGUCCUGUCAUGCUCAUCAGGAACAUUGAUCAAGCAUCUGGUCUUUGUAAUGGGACAAGACUUCAAACUACUUUCCUUGGUAAACAUUUCAUCAAAGCUAUAGCAUUGAAUGGCACAAGUGUUGGUCAAGAAGUCCUCAUCCAUCGUAUGGAUAUGAAUCCAUCUGAAACUAAGCUUCCAUUCACAAUGGUAAGGAGGCAAUUCCCCCUCAUUAUUUCAUUUGCAAUGACCAUAAAUAAGAGUCAAGGACAAUCAAUGACUAAUGUUGGUUUAUAUCUUCCAAGGCCAGUAUUCUCACAUGGGCAGCUGUAUGUAGCAAUGUCAAGGGUCAGAAGAAUUGAUGGUCUAAAGGUGUUGAUCGUUGAUUCGAAUAAUAAAUCAACCAACAUUACUACCAAUGUUGUAUACAGAGAGAUAUUUCAGAAUGUUCAUUGUCAUUAG